Drosophila bipectinata is the source of this 1102-nucleotide messenger RNA. RefSeq names its product methylglutaconyl-CoA hydratase, mitochondrial. NCBI's taxonomy places the organism in Eukaryota, Metazoa, Arthropoda, Insecta, Diptera, Drosophilidae. Gene Ontology annotation, molecular function: catalytic activity. Gene Ontology annotation, cellular component: mitochondrion. The record is from RefSeq and is a predicted model, not a curated record. Gene Ontology annotation, biological process: fatty acid beta-oxidation.
GCGCCACAGCUGUUUCUGCCGGUUUUAUAACAACUUCUUUGGCUGUUCCUUUUGUUUUGACCACUUUUUGACUGGAAAAUGUCUAUUUUACUGCAGGGCGUUGCGAAAUUCACGCGUCACAUCACCCGUCCUCUCGUAUCGUCUAGACAUUUUGCCCUGGAAGCUCCAUUUGGCGAUGGAGAUGAGGUUCUGGUGGAGCGUUUGGAGGGACCCCGGAAGGGAAUCUCUGUGAUUGGCCUUAAUAGGCCGGCAGCUAAGAACUCCUUCAGUCGUGGCAUGGUGGAGACCUUUACUGACGUCCUGGAGGAGAUCAAGAGGGACAAUGGAUCAAGGGUUGUGGUUCUACGGAGCCUCACCCCCGGCAUUUUCUGUGCCGGUGCGGAUUUGAAGGAACGCAAAGACAUGACCCCUGAGGAGGCCACCGAGUUUGUAAAGACCCUGCGGUCUCUGCUCAUCAGCAUUGAGCAACUGCCCAUGCCCGUGAUUGCCGCCCUGGACGGCGCUGCUUUGGGCGGAGGCCUAGAAAUGGCCCUGGCCUGUGAUAUUAGAACAGCAGCAUCGAACACGAAAAUGGGUCUGGUGGAAACGAGGUUGGCCAUCAUACCUGGAGCCGGUGGUACCCAGCGUCUUCCCCGCAUCUUAUCGCCCGCGUUAGCCAAGGAGCUCAUCUUUACGGCACGGGUCUUUGACGGAACAGAGGCCAAGGAACUGGGCUUAGUCAACCAUGUAGUACAACAAAACGAAACCAAAGACGCCGCCUACCAACAGGCUCUGAAAUUGGCCGAGGAAAUCCUCCCCAACGGACCAGUUGGUGUGCGCAUGGCCAAGUUGGCCAUUGACAAGGGCAUGCAGGUGGAUCUGACCACCGGCUACUCCAUUGAGGAGAUCUGUUACUCGCAGGUGAUACCCACCAAGGAUCGCCUUGAGGGUUUAGCGGCCUUUGCCGAGAAGCGAAAGCCCGUUUACAAAGGAGAAUAGCUACUGAAAAUGAGAGGACACACCUAACUUUAAGCUGAAGAUUGCAUUUAUAUAUUAAUUUGAUACUAUUAUCGAAAAACACCCAUGCGGCAUAGCCCAGUUCAAUUGUUUUUAAAUAAAAAGC